AUUAUUAAUCCAAUUUGACUAAUUUUAAACUCUCCAUCUAAAUCCGUAUCUUAUUAGUAUGAUUCCAAACCCGCGUUAAAUUGACAUUCCCAGUAUAUGACUAUUUUAGGUUUAUUUGUGUAGUUUUCUUCCUGACCUAACUAUCAUCAUCAUCUUGUUAAAAAUAAGUAAAUAACUAUUAUCAUCAUCGCUAACUGAAGCGCAAAACCAUGACCGAAAGUUAUGGGACACUGCAAUGAAUCGCCGCUAUCUUUUGAAACUUCACUCUUUAUUCCCCUGUUUCGGACAUUCAUUUCACAUACACCACCCAAAACCGAAUCUACUUCAAUCAAAAACAAGCUCUAUUUUCAUUCUCAACUAUGGAAGCUCAACUGUCUCGGCAGAUGUUACAUAUAACUGUAAUAAAAAGAUAAGUAACCUGGGUCGUCGUGGGAAGGUAGAGGAAGCGAGGAAGAUGUUCGAUGAAAUGCCUCACAGAGACAUUGUUUCAUAUGCUUCAAUGAUCACUACCUAUCUCAAAAAUAAUGAUUUCCCUAGAGCCGAAAAUCUCUUCUACGCAAUGCCCGAAAGAAGCAUUGUGGCCGAUUCUGCCAUGAUUGAUGGUUACGCGAAGGCCGGUCGCAUAGAGGAUGCUCGGAAAGUGUUUGACCAUAUGCCUGAGAGGAACGUGUUCUCCUGGACUAGUUUGAUUUCUGGUUAUUUCAGAAGUGGACAUGUUGAGGAGGCUCGCCUGCUUUUUGAGCGAAUGCCAGAGAAAAAUGUGGUGUCGUGGACUAAUGUGGUUGUGGGUUAUGCCCGAAAUGGUUUAAUUGAUCAAGCUCGGGCUACUUUUGAUCAAAUGCCAGAAAAAAAUGUGGUUUCUUGGACAGCUAUGAUCAAGUCUUAUAUUGAGAAUUGCCAAAUUGACGAGGCAAGAAAGCUGUUUCGAGAAAUGCCCCAGCCUAAUAUAUAUACUUGGAACAUUUUGAUUCAAGGUUGUUUAGAUGAUAAUAGAGUAGAUGAAGCUGUUAGACUAUUCAAUUCAAUGCCUCAUCAGAAUGAAGUUUCUUGGACCACUAUGGUUACAGGUCUGGCAAAGAAUGGGUCAACCGAACAUGCCAGGGAGUACUUCAAUCAGAUGCCAAAGAAAGACAUAACUGCAUGGAAUGCUAUGAUCACAACAUAUGCUGAUAUAGGCCUCAUUGCGGAAGCCAGUAAGCUUUUCAACCUGAUGCAGGAAAAGAACACGGUGACUUGGAAUGCAAUGAUUGACGGGUACACUAGAAAUGGGCUUAAAAGUGAAGCCCUCAAGCACCUAACUCUCAUGCUUCGCUGCUGCAUUAGGCCAAAUGGGACUACUCUCGCUAGCGUACUGACCUCAUGUGAAGGCAUUCUAGAGUUGUUGCAAGCUCAUGGGCUUCUGUUACGUCUUGGUUUUGACUGUGAUACAUCGCUUACCAAUGCCCUUGUUACAAUGUAUUCUAGGAGUGGAGAUGUUAGUUCUGCCCGGCUUGCUUUUGAUAAUCUUAGGGUAAAGGAUAUUGUGUCAUGGACUGCAAUGAUACUAGCAUAUUCAAAUCACGGUUAUGGUUACCAUGCAUUGCAAGCUUUUGCACAGAUUCUACGAUCAGGAGCCGAGCCAGACGAGAUUACUUUUGUUGGUGUCUUGUCAGCCUGUAGUCAUGCAGGUCUUGUAAACAAGGGUCAAAGGCUUUUCGACUCAAUGGUGCGUACUUAUGGUUUGACACCAAGGGCUGAGCACUAUUCCUGCCUCGUUGAUAUCCUAGGUCGAGCUGGACAGAUUGACAAGGCUAUGGGGGUGGUUCGGGAAAUGCCUCCAGAUGAAAGGGAUGGUGUUGUUCUGGGAGCAUUGCUUAGUUCUUGCUUAUUGCAUGGGAACAUUGGACUGGCGAAUCACAUUGGAAGGGAAUUGAUAGAGCUUGAACCAACUCAUUCAGGAGGAUACAUACUCUUGGCGAAUGUCUUUGCGAGAUCUAGGAAAUGGGAUGAGUAUGCUCAAGUAAAGAAAAAGAUGAAGGAGAGAAAAGUGAAGAAAGUACCCGGAAUUAGCCAAAUAGAAGUAAAGGGCAAGACUCAUACAUUUUUUGUGGGGGACAGAUCUCAUCCUGAAAGCGAGGAGAUCUACAUAUUGCUACAAGAGAAGCUUCUACCAUUAAUGCAAGAGAUGGGAUACUAGAAAGGAAACCAAUCUGUUUUGUUAUAGUUUAAGUAGGUAAGAAAAUGUUGGGUAAGCAUUUUGUAACCUGAAAGAGACUAAAGUUCAUAUAUGGGGAAGUUCUUUGAAGAGGCCUGUGCAAAGUGACAAUUCUUGUUCCGUUACAUGGUGUCCAUUUCAUAUGUUAAUCUGAAACUUUGCAGGUUUACUCUUGCUUUAGAUCAAUGAAUGGUAAUUUGAUUAUCGAUGAAAGCCAAAGACAAAGCUUCACUGUAAGAUUCUUGUAUAAAUAAUUAAGACCAAGCCAGAGAAUGAUGUGAAGCUCAAAUGUGCAAUGAGGAGCUGAGUACAGCCUUUAAGGAUAUUAGCCAGUGAAAGAGAAGAACACUGGCUGUUAUCAGGCAAAAAAAUAAGAGUGUUUCCUUUGGCUAACCAUGAAAGAAAUAUUGAUGGUUUUGUAAAAAAAAAAAAAAGGGCCGUUGCCUGGUGUUGGUCCUGUCUACACAGGUUGUUGGGACGAGAAGAUUAGAGACAUAUCUAAUUCUUGAGAGUUUUACCAUAGUCAAGGAAAAACUAAAAGGUUGAUGUUGCAUACAAUUUAUUUGGAUGAGAAGCUGAAAGUAGGCAGCAUAUUUUUUUUUUCCCAUUGUGAUUAUACAUGGGAGUUUUGGCAUUUUGAAUUUGCAGAUUGGUGAGGAUCUUGGUAUGUGGUGGAAGUGAACAGGAGUACUACACAAAGAUGGAAGUAACCAAAGAUAACAGCCAACUAGGCUGUGCCUGUACAUAAUUCUAUAUGAAGUUUUGGAAGAUUAGAUAUGCUGCGACGAGUAGAAGAUGAUCAUGGCAUCCUCUGGAACGAUAAAAAAAGAUCCACGGCUAUUAAAUUCUUGGCAGCUGACUAUAAAGAGACAAUGAAUUGAUUACAAGAUGACUGAACAGUUACCAGAACAAUACUUUCAUGCAGCCUAUUAGCAGAAAAUCUAAAGUAAAUUUUGCCAAAGGAUUCAUUGCUUUGAUGUGUAUUUGGUGGGGUCGGAAUUGCAGGCAGGCAUGAAUCACAUCAAAAAACCUUCCCUCUCUAAUAAAGGUAAAGGUAACCAACUUAACCUCUUAUUGUCACUUCUUUCUUCAUUUUUAAGGGCUAUCAUAAUGUACAAGACUUCCGCCAUUGCGAGUUCUGAAAAGGGUUAGAUAUACACUUCCUUACCUCCACGUGGAGAGGUUGUUUCCGAUUUCAAACCCGUGACUUUUAGGUCACACGGAGCAACAUUAACAUUGCGCCAAAGCCCACCCACCCUCUAAGCCACUUCUUUCUUCACUUUUCUGAUUGCCCACCCACCCUCUAAGCCACUUCUUUCUUCACUUUUCCAAUCAGAAAAUGUUAAGAUAGUCGGGCCAAAGAGUCCAAACAAAAAAAACCAAAUACUUGGUCAAGCUUUUUUCAAAGAUUUGUGACAAAAUGUCAUUCAGAGUAUUUAGUCAUGUCCAUCCCUCCUUCAAAGAAAGCUAAUUAGAAGCUCGGAAUCACCCCAGUGAACUGAUGUUUGAUGUUGUAUGUAUCAGACCCACCAUCUAUUGAGUCCAUUGUGAUUCUAGUUAAAUUGAGUAUGUAGAAGAUUUGGAUUCAAUUAUAUGAAUCAAGGACUUGACUAGUCUAAAAGGUGACAUGAUUAGAGAAGAUGGGAAAGAUUAACCAGCAAUCAACACAAAAUCUUUGAUCAAAAGUGAUGAGAAAGAAACAAAACUUAGAAGAAGAAACACUGAAUAUAGAAUCCAGCUGCAAAUCAGCACAGAUUCUUUGAAUUUAACUGUCUUAAAACAGAGCCCUUCUGCCUAAUUUGACUUGGUCAAAUGCACCACCUUUUGUGCACAACUGAACACAUAACAUACUGUGUACGCUUUUUUGUGUGUACAAGCAAGUUGUUGUUGUUUGGUGGACACCAGAGCCCUUUCCUUUCCUCUUUCCCUUCUUUUGAGGGAAGAGAAUUCAAUUGCAGGAUCGAUUAAGAAAAAAAAAAAAAAACAACCUUCCCCAUUUGUCAGUAACAAAAAGACAGAUUCCCCAAGUCUUACUACUGUCAAUAGUAUGCUUUAAACGUACUGGCCCUUUUCUUGCUUUUGGAUUCUUUGUUUGAACUUUGAACUACUUCCUUGUAGUAUGCAAAACUUCUAUUUCCACAAUAUUUUUGCAAUUUGUUUAUUAUUAUGUAUGUCAGCACUCGCAAUCCAAUUUAGAAAUUACGAAUACAGAGACACGAUACGGACAC
Molecule: messenger RNA, 4422 nt
Organism: Cornus florida
Lineage: Eukaryota; Viridiplantae; Streptophyta; Magnoliopsida; Cornales; Cornaceae
Product: pentatricopeptide repeat-containing protein At4g02750-like
Exons: 1
Coding region: 236-2176 (646 amino acids)
Biological process (GO): RNA modification
Molecular function (GO): RNA binding; protein binding
Source: RefSeq, a predicted model, not a curated record